CGGCCCGCGGCUGGUGGGUUGCGGGGCCGGAGAAGAGACGGGUCCCCGGGCGCCGCCGCCGCUGCAGCCGCCGCCAUGGGGGCCGCGCUGAGGGGGGCCCUGCGGCCGUGCGCCCGCGCUGCCGUCCCCGGGCCGCGCGCCUACCACGGGGACCGGGUGUCCACGCUGGGCACGCGGCCGGACCCGGGCUCCGCCGUCUACCAGGAGAACUACGAGCAGAUGAGAGCCCUGGUCGGUCAGCUGCACGAGCGAGCGCAGAGGAUCAGGCUCGGAGGAGGGGAGAAAGCCCGAGCGCGCCACAGAUCGAGAGGAAAGCUGUUGCCCAGAGAACGAGUCGACGGGCUCCUCGACCCAGGGUCUCCCUUUCUGGAGCUCUCCCAGUUUGCAGGGUACCAGCUGUAUGGUGAUGAGGAGGUCCCGGCAGGCGGCAUCAUCACGGGCAUCGGCAGAGUGUCGGGAGUGGAAUGCAUGAUUGUUGCCAAUGACCCCACUGUCAAAGGAGGUACCUACUACCCGGUGACCGUGAAGAAGCACCUGCGGGCACAAGAAAUCGCGCUGCAGAACAGGCUGCCCUGCAUCUACCUGGUCGACUCAGGAGGGGCAAACCUGCCUCGGCAAGCAGACGUGUUUCCAGACCGGGAUCACUUCGGCCGCAUAUUCUAUAACCAGGCGAUUAUGUCUUCUAAAAAUAUUGCACAGAUAGCGGUGGUCAUGGGCUCCUGUACGGCAGGAGGUGCUUACGUGCCUGCAAUGGCUGACGAAAACAUCAUUGUCCGCAAGCAGGGUACCAUUUUCUUGGGAGGACCCCCCUUGGUGAAAGCAGCGACCGGAGAAGAGGUGUCAGCCGAGGACCUGGGGGGCGCCGACCUCCACUGCAGACAGUCCGGAGUCACUGACCACUACGCUCUGGAUGAUAACCACGCCCUGCACUUGACCAGGAAGAUUGUGAGAAAUCUAAAUUAUCAGAAGAAAUUGGAUGUGACCGUCGAGCCUUCUGAAGACCCUCUGUUUCCUGCUGAUGAAUUGUAUGGAAUAGUUGGCGCCAACCUCAAGAGGAGCUUUGACGUCCGAGAGGUCAUUGCUAGAAUCGUGGAUGGAAGCAGAUUCAGUGAGUUCAAAGCCUUGUACGGAGACACGUUAGUUACAGGAUUUGCUAGAAUAUUUGGAUACCCAAUAGGUAUCAUUGGAAAUAACGGAGUUCUCUUUUCUGAAUCUGCGAAAAAGGGGGCUCACUUUGUCCAGUUAUGCUGCCAAAGGAAAAUUCCUCUGCUCUUCCUUCAAAACAUUACUGGAUUUAUGGUUGGAAGAGACUAUGAAGCUGAAGGAAUUGCCAAGGAUGGCGCCAAGAUGGUGUCUGCUGUGGCCUGUGCCAAUGUGCCUAAGAUGACCAUCAUCAUUGGGGGAUCCUACGGGGCUGGAAACUAUGGGAUGUGUGGCAGAGCAUAUAGCCCGAGGUUCCUCUACCUGUGGCCGAAUGCCCGAGUCUCAGUGAUGGGAGGAGAGCAGGCGGCCAACGUGCUGGCGACAGUAGCGAAGGACCAGAGAGCGCGAGAAGGGAAACAGUUCUCCAGUGCUGAGGAAGCAGCUUUGAAAGCGCCCAUCAUGGCGAGGUUCGAAGAGGAAGGAAACCCUUACUAUUCCAGUGCCAGGCUGUGGGAUGAUGGGAUCAUUGAUCCGGUGGACACCAGGCUGGUCCUGGGGCUCAGUAUCAGCGCAGCCCUCAACGCGCCCAUCCCAAAGACCGACUUUGGCGUCUUGAGGAUGUAACUGGAGUAGGAAGCGCCUUCUGUUGGACGUGUACCAAAAAUUAAUGCAUUAGUAGCCUUAAAAUUUUAGACUUUUUCAACAUGUAGCUGAUACAGUAAAAUUGUUUUCUUAACACAGUACAUUGUACUUUUCUACCUUAAAAAAAAUCAGUGGAGAUAUUUAUUUGAUGAACUUCAAUUCCUUGUAAAUUUUGUUAGAGAAAUUUUUCUGUGGCUUAGCUUUACCACCGUAAAGUGAAGAGAAUCACUUAGUUACCUUUGUAACGCACACGUAGCAUGAAAAGUUCUAUAACCUGUAAGUUCAAGUGUUAUUGAGAUGAUUGACGUAAAGGUAUAUUUCCUCUGAAAUGAUUGCUUUGCUAAUGAUGCACAGUGAUAUUUUAGCACACUUAUUGUUUAAGAGCUUCUCUUGCUUUUCCCUCCAGCCACGUCCUCCUCCCUCGCAUGGUAUCAGGCUUCCUGGGGUCUGCACUGGGCCCUGUUUCCUGCCCGUUCCCUCCUUGCCCGGCAGCCUCUCCAGGGUUGACCUCCCUGAUGCUGAGACCAGCGUGCUCUUUCCCGACUUUAUCUGACUUAAUUCUCCGCAGCACUUGGGCCAGCGGGAUCCUCCUCCUGGACAUACAUCCCUGCUGCCAGGCCCUCGCGCCCCAGGCUCCUGCCAGCCUCCUCGGCCACUCUGUUCAGCUCUGUCUGCGGGUCCCUCCCGGCCCACUCCACCAUCUGCCCUGGUUUUUCUCUAGUAGUACAUGAACACACUCUCAUUCUAAAAGAUACAAAUAACACAAAAUUGCCUCUUCAUUCUUUCUUUAAAUUGUGGUAAAAUAUAUGUAACAUAAAAUUUACCAUCCUGACCACUUUUAAGUGUGUAGUUCUGUGGCUUCACGCACAUUUACAUUGCUGUGCGGCAUCACCACCGUCCACCUCAGAACUUUUCCCAGAGGGAACUGUGUCCCCAUCACACACUAACUCCCCAUGCACCUCCCGCAGCCCCUGGCAUGUCUCCACAUUCUUUUAUUGUUGUUGUUGUUGAGGAAGACUGGCCCUGAGCUAACAUCUGUACCAGUCUUCCUCUACUCUGCAUGUGGGACGCCUCCACGGUGUGGCUUGAUGAGCGGUGUGUAGGUCCACGCCUGGGAUCUGAACCCGUGACCCCAGGUUGCUGAAGUGGAGCAUGUGAAUUUAACCGCUACGCCACCAGGUGGGCCCUCCGCAAUCCUAAAAGCAUGUGUUUCUCAUGACUUGAUUGAUCUUGCUGGGCCCUUCAGCCCGUCCUACAGCUUCAGUUGGCGUCUACAUGCAGAGGUUUCCUGCGUGGACAGUUCCUGACACAGUCCCCCCGACUCCAGACCUGCAUCCCUGACAGGCCUGCUGGCUGCCGGAACACACGGUCUUACAAGAGCCGCAGGUUCAGCCGUCUGGGCCUGUCGAUUGUGCCUCCCGAUGGCCUCUGCGCCUCCCCGGGUACUCCUGUCUUUCCCUGCCGCAGGCCUUAGACGUGGUCUGCCUGCAUCCGUCUCACCUCGCCCAGUCUCUCGGUCCCUCGGACUUAGGAUGGCCAUUCUGAAGCGCCCAUCUGAUCACUUCCUCUCUCCCCGAAAUCUUCACUGGGUCCCUGUGAAGGGCCAGACCUCUGAUGCCCUCCACGACCCUGAUCGUCACUCCUGAGUCUCGUCUCCUUGAGGUCUCCCUCACACAGGGUGCCCCUGCCUUCCCAGACCUGCUCCUGGAACCCAUGGCGUCCUUCCCACCCGAGGGCCUGCCAGGUUGCCCCUGCCUGAGCUGCUCUCCUCUCCCUUUUUAGACAGUUACCCUUCCGCCUCUGUGGCCUCCCGGGGCAGGUUAGACACCUGCCGUGUGCUCUUGUGAAGCACUGUCCAGUUCCUCUGUUGUGUGUGUUGACAAGAAAUACAAACAUCUUGACUCACCCUCCUGCUAGGAUGUCAGCUCAGUGACAGCAGGGUCCUUCUGCUGAGCCUGCAUCUCUGGUGCCUGGCACUUGUAGGUCAGAUGUUUGUUGAAUGAAUGAAAAAAUCCAUAUUUGAUAUCCUCAGGCCACAUCAUUUUAAAAUUAAGUGAUUGAUUAUAUGAUCUAAUACAACUAUUAAAUGUUUUCCUAAUAAAAUUCGUACUUUAAACA
This is a messenger RNA of Equus caballus (horse), 3903 nucleotides long. RefSeq names its product methylcrotonyl-CoA carboxylase subunit 2 (gene MCCC2). Gene Ontology annotation, cellular component: mitochondrion; methylcrotonoyl-CoA carboxylase complex. The record is from RefSeq and is a predicted model, not a curated record. Gene Ontology annotation, biological process: L-leucine catabolic process. Gene Ontology annotation, molecular function: methylcrotonoyl-CoA carboxylase activity. Lineage: Eukaryota; Metazoa; Chordata; Mammalia; Perissodactyla; Equidae.